AUGAGGACAGACGAGCAGGGUCCGUUCAACCGGCGACACUCUUCCACCCUCCACUACCAAACCUUCGACACCCCACCGCCAAAGUCUCGCGGAAGACCGAAUUCUGGACAGUCUGGAUCGUCUGGCGGAGACUCGCAUCAUCAGCAGAAUGACAAUGGCUCCGAGCGCGGGUCUGGGUCACCACUCCCGAAGCGGCAGAUGGCCAUCCUAGCCUUCAUCUCCCUGUGCGAACAAACGGCCUUCAACUCGAUUAGUCCCUACCUACCCGAGAUGGUGUCGUCAUUUCCUGAAGCUGAAGCUCGACCGAAUACCGUGGGCAUGUAUGUUGGAGCGCUGGCUACGGCCUUUGCAAUCGCGCAGCUUGUGACCAACUAUUUUUGGGGCUGGUUGUCGGAUCGUGUGGGCCGGAAACCGAUCAUCCUCCUGGGCACCAUUCUUACGGCACUAUGCUUCUGUGCGUUUGGAUUCUGCAAGACACUAUAUCAGGCUAUUGCGGUACAGGCGUUAAUGGGUGCGGUCAAUGGUAAUCAGGGUCUCGUAUCGACCUGUCUCGGUGAGAUCACCGACCGCAGCAACCAAUCCAAAGCGUUCGCCUAUCUCCCCGUCUUGUAUGGCAUUGGAGGCGUCACCGGCCCCAUCCUUGGCGGAUUGCUGAUCUUCCCCAAGAACCCAUUCGACAAGAGUCAGCCCAACCCAUACCCAUACGCUGCCCCCAACCUCAUUGCGGCGGCAAUCCUCAUUGUCGACUUUGUCGCUUCGAUUUUCCUCCUCGACGAGAGUCUUGACGAUGCGGAUGCCCUGCCCCAUUUUGGCCGGCGCGUUCGGGCCCUGUUUGCCUGGCUCUGGCAAUGGACCAGCUCCGCCAAACGCGCGGGAUGGAUGAAACCACCGCAUCAUGCUUCAUACCGCCACCUCCGAACACAGUCCACCGACAGCCAGGAUCACGACAGCGAAUUGGACUCGGCCUCGGAGGUCUCCGAAUCUCCCCGCCCGCACCCGGAAUCGUUGAUGCAAAGUCAAAUCUGGAACCGGGACACGAUCUUGCUCCUUUUGACGUACCUUGUGUUUGCCCUGUGCAACGUCUCCUUUAACUCGCUCUUCCCCAUCUUUUCACAAGCCAGGCCCCCAUUGGGCCGAGCUCUCACCCCCUCAGAGAUCGGUCUUGCCCAGGGGUUCACGGGGCUCGUUACCAUCAUCUUCCAGAUCUGCAUCUUUGGAAAGUUGCGCGACAAGAUGGGCAACCGAUGGUCUUACCGUGCCGGACUGCUGGGAUUCGUGGUGUCAUUCCUCCUUAUGCCCUUCAUCGGGUACAAGGGCAACGACACGGAUAGGAGCGGUGUCACCGGCAAGACCGCUCUGAUGGCCAUUGAACUAUGUUUUGUCUUGCUGAUCAAGACUGUCGCCUCGGUAGGCGGGUUGACCAGUGCACUCUUACUGAUCACAAACUCCGCCCCGGACCACACGGUCCUCGGCUCUCUGAAUGGCCUCGCGCAAACUCUCUCCGCCGCCGGCCGCGCCGUCGGACCCCUCAUCUCCGGCAGUCUGUUCAGUCUGGCCUCCCGUCUUCCUACCAAAGGCGAAGCCAUGCCCUUUGGUGUUUUCUCCGCCGUCUCUUUUGUCGGAUUCAUCCUUAGCUUCGGUAUCCGCGCCCGUUCCCUCGAAGCGGAAGACUGGGAAAGCGACGACGACGAUGACGACGACGAUGAGGACGAAGACGACGCCGGCGACGACAACACCAACAACACCAACACCACCAACCACGAACGAAGAUCCUACAAACCCGGCAACGAAGACGAAGAAGCUCGUCCAGCUCGUUAG
This is a messenger RNA of Aspergillus aculeatinus CBS 121060, 1818 nucleotides long. RefSeq names its product MFS transporter. Gene Ontology annotation, molecular function: transmembrane transporter activity. Lineage: Eukaryota; Fungi; Ascomycota; Eurotiomycetes; Eurotiales; Aspergillaceae. Gene Ontology annotation, biological process: transmembrane transport. Bases 1 to 1818 code for a protein of 605 amino acids. The transcript has 2 exons. The record is from RefSeq and is a predicted model, not a curated record.